This is a messenger RNA of Rhinichthys klamathensis goyatoka, 3614 nucleotides long. RefSeq names its product protein translocase subunit SecA-like. The transcript has a single exon. Lineage: Eukaryota; Metazoa; Chordata; Actinopteri; Cypriniformes; Leuciscidae. Gene Ontology annotation, biological process: protein import; protein targeting. Bases 3 to 3614 code for a protein of 1203 amino acids. Gene Ontology annotation, cellular component: membrane. Gene Ontology annotation, molecular function: ATP binding; ABC-type protein transporter activity. The record is from RefSeq and is a predicted model, not a curated record.
AAAUGGCAGCAUCUGAAAACCUGCUGUCAGCGCGACUGCUUUCCCUGCUUAAGAGCGGACAGUGGGAAAAAGAAGAUGCUGUCAACUUGUUUAAAGCCCUCGUGGAGCAAUUUCAUGGCAUGAAUGAUGAUUUUAACACAUGGAUGAUGAAAAUCCUUCAUCAAGUGGAAAUUCACAAAAUCAGAGCAUCGGAUUUGACUUUCCUACAUGAUGCUAAAGUCCCUCAGUUUGUGGAUAAUAUUGAGGCCAAAAUUAACAUCAUAACCAAAAACACUGAUGAGAAAUCAUUGGAUGAGAUUUUGAAGGAAAUCUGUGAACAUGCAGAUAUUGAUGAAGAAAUGAUGGCACAAGUGACUGAUAUUGUGUCCUUUGAAUCUACAUGUCCACCAAACCUACAAGGAAUAAGAGAAAUGUUGUUAACGCUCUGCAAUGCAGUAGAAAAAACAAUGAAGUUUAAACCUCGAGUGACUCAGACGGUGAGCUGGUGCGUUCUCGUUCUUUCUAAAUCGAGUCGUCUGGUUCAGGUUGGGACAGGAGAAGGAAAGUCGUGCAUCGUGGCAAUGUUCGCAGCGUAUCAGGUCAUGAUGGGAAAAACCCCUGAUAUCAUCUCUAGUUCUCCUGUACUUGCUGAAAGAGAUGCCGAGGAAUGGUCUGGAUUUUAUAAGGCACUAGAUAUAACCGUUGACGUCAACACCAAUAAAUCGGAAAGCGAGCUGAAGAAGUGCUAUGAAUGUAAUGUGGUUUAUGGUACGACUGUCAGUUUUGCUGGGGAUUUUCUGAGACAACGCUUCCAAAGAAAAGAAGUGAGACCUGAGAGGAAGUUUCAGUGUGUUAUAGUGGACGAGGUGGACUCACUAAUGUUGGAUAAAGGUGUUGAAGUGGUCUACUUGAGCAGCGAGAUCCCACUAAUGCAAUCUUUCAAUGGGAUACUGUCUAAAAUUUGGUUAAUCAUCAACGAGUUGAAAUGUUUAAACACUGGAGAGAUUUUAGGACCCGUUCAGCUCUUCUCUCAAGUUCUGUCUGAGAUAAUACAUGAAAAUAAAAACAUUGAUCAACUCAGUAUUGUGCGGAUGGCUGUGGACGCAGGAGUUAUGCCUAUACAAUCCUCAAAGCAAAUGGAAGAAAACAUGACAAAUGUUUUAAAAUGCCUGGAUGAUGCAAGUUUUGUGGAAAAGGUGGCAUUUUUAACCAUGUUUGUGAAAAAGUUCCCUGAGUAUUUCUUCAAAUUAUACCGGGAGCAGCCUGAUGGAAAUUUACAGAAAAUGAAAGAGAUUAAUCCAACGGAUACAAAUAAUAGACAAGAAAUAUCAAUAAUUCUCCUGGAAUGUGGAAAAUGUCGUGUUGUGCACUUUGAGGAGGACGGUUCUCUAGAGCCGUCAUUGAGGAAUCGGAUUAAAAAGGCUUAUCAGUCCGAAUCAGCAAACGAACUAAAUGAAUCUCGUAUCCCAGGCCUUGAAGAUCUCAUUCAUGGCAAGAUGAAAACGUGGAUUGCAAGUGCUCUGCUAGCCACAAAACUGACUCUGGGACACGAAUACGUCCUUCAUGGAGAUGGAGUCGCUCCGGUUGAUUUCAGCUCCACCGGUGUUGUGCAGAACAACAUGAGUUGGGGGGAAGGACUUCAGCAGUUUCUGGAGAUGAAACACCAAACUAAACUGUCCAACAUGACGCUAAUAACAAACUUCAUGUCUAACGUGGGUUUAUUCAAUAAAUACCCAAACCAGAUCUACGGGAUCACGGGAACCUUGGGGGAAAAAACAGAGCUUGACAUAUUAAAGAAGCUUUACAAAGGCAUUGAAACCUGUACGAUUCCCUCAUUCAAGCGAAGGAAACUUUAUGAGCUGGAAGGCAUGGUUGUUCCUGAAGAGAAUGAGUGGAUUAUGAUGGUCUGUGAUGUUGUUAAGCAUCAAGUGUCUUCCACAGUCUAUCGAGGUCCACGAGCAGCUCUCGUCAUCUGUGAAACUAUCAACCGUGCGGAAAUGUUUCAUAGCGCCCUUUCAAAAACCAUCUCAAAAGACAAACUAAAACUCUAUGUGAAUAACAACAUGGACAACUCUAGAAUAACAGAUUCAGUCAUUCAAGCCGGGGACGUCAUCAUUGCAACUAAUCUAGCAGGUCGAGGUACAGAUCUAAAGGUCUGUGAAAGUGCAAAUGAGGCAGGAGGUUUGUUCGUGAUGCAAACCUUCUUACCUCUGAACGUCCGUGUUGAACAGCAAGCCUUCGGACGAACGGCUCGCCAAGGGACUCCAGGAUCUGCUCAAAUCAUCAUGUGCACCAGUCAUUUCUCUGACUCGGUCAAACUACUGAUGGGUGAAAACACAUCUCUCACCAACUCACUCGACCGUCUGAAUGACUUCUCAAAGCAGAUGUCACACAAAAGUGUGUUUGAGGAAGCGGUUCAAUGCUACCUGGAAAACCACAGCUCUCAAAAUCAUGAGACUAUGGUUUCAGCCCUAGCUGACCUCUUAACCAUACAUUCAAGUGAUCUGGAAAAGGCAAAAGAUGCCAGAAAUGCCGGGGUGAAUAAAAGACUCUCUGGGUUUCUUGAAAAAGACAUUCCAGAAAUCAUAAAAAAGGAAGAGCUUUUUUCCGUUUACCUUGAUGUUUUGGACAAGGUUUAUGAGGAUGAUGUUUUCUCUGACCAGCGGGAUGUUAUUGUGUCCUCUCUUCAUGAGUGUUGGGGUUUGUGGCUCCUGAUGUAUUUCAGUGAGGAAAAUCCCACUGAGAAAAGCCUAGCCUUGUUGAAGGACCAGCUGAAGGCGGACUUGUCGAGUGCAAAGCAGAAACUUUUGAGCAAACAGUCCCCGUCCUCCAUGGUCUACUAUUACAUCAGGUCUGGAAACAAUCUCCGUGAGAAGGGUUGCCUUGCAGAGAGCAUUGAGAUGUACACCAAAGCUUUGGAGGACGGUGCAUCUGGAGAGAUCAUUCCUCUUUAUAAUCGUGCACUGGCUACUCUUAUGAAGAAGGAUGCUGGUUAUAUUACUAAAUCAUUGGCUGAUCUGGAAAAGGCUGAAAAGGCAAUUGAUUCAUACAAGUCACAUCUGGCAUGUAUUCAUGCUUGUGUGAAAUCAUCAAGACAAGAGCAGACAACAACAGAAGGCGACUCUUUGCUCACCAAACAGUUUCUCCUGAAGUGUAAGAUUGUAGACCAACUCAAGAUGAACAUUCAAGAUGCUGUGAUGAAGUUAAAGAGGGCUGAAAGCAGAGGAGGAGAAGUGAAACUGACUGAAAAACAUACCAUUUUUCUAAACAAGGACACUUUGAAGAAGGCUAUAAGCAGAAGAGAUAUGAGUCUGCCUGAAGCACUUGCCCUUUCUGCGAUAGAUGACUUUAUAAAGAGGGCUGAAAUCAGACGAGGAGAUGUGAACUUGGCUGAAAAAUUUGCACUGCUUUGCACAGAAGACGAAAGGAAAAGGGCUGAAAGCAGAGGAGAAGACGUGAACCUGGCCGAAAGACUUACUCUUUUGCUGUUAAAAGACUCUAUUCACAGUUCUAUACGAAUUCUCGGAGAGAUGCUAAUGGAAUUUGAAUCUGUCAUGUCAUUGGGUCUGGACACCAUUUUCUUUUUGGACACCACAUUUUCUUUCACGGGCUUUUUGUCAAGGAUAUUUAGAUAA